AAAUACCAAAGAUUUAUUGGAUGUACCAUGAAUUUAGAAUUUUUUUAUUUAUCAAAAAUUUACCCAUAUAUUUUUCUUUUUAGUGGAACUUUAUCGUUACAUCAUGCUAUCAGUGUAGGUGAUGUUAGUAUGGCAAAAUGUUUACUUGAAAAUAAAAUAAUUUGGGUUGAUGUCGAAGAUUCACAAGGUCGUACCGCUUUACAUUAUGCUGUUUUACAAAGCGAUAUUGGUCUCUUAUCGUUACUACUAAAACAUGGAGCAAAUGUGGAUGCUAUUGAUUAUACGGGAACAAGUCCUGCUCAUUUGGCUUGUGAAGAGGGUAUGCUUGAUGCGAUUAGUUUACUACUAUAUUACAAAGCCGAUAUGUUUGCGGUUGAUAACAGUGGAAGAACUCCAUUUGAUCGAGCUUGUGAGUAUGGUCGAGAAAAAGUCGUCGAACAAUUGCUUAAUAGUGGUCUUACAUGGAGUUUACUCCAAAAAGCGAAUGAUAAUCAUACGGCAUCGGCUCUUCAUUUAGCUUCAAGGAACGGUCACGUCCAGAUAGUUUCAUAUCUCAUUGAAUGUGGUUGGCCAUUGAAUCGUCUAACAUCACAAGGUAGUGCUUUAUUUGAGGCAGCGGCAUAUGCACGAAUUCAAGUUGUACGCUACCUUUUAUAUAUGGGUUGUGAUCCGACUAUUACAAACGAUUCAGGCGAAACUGCAGUUGAUAUUUGCAAAAAAACAUCGAGCAAUAAUCCAAUAACGUCUAAAGAGAUACGUUAUUUGCUGAAAGGUUAUCAUUAUCAUUUAUUAUCAUUAUCAUUUUCGAAUAGAAUAUCAAAUAAAAAAAUUAUGGAAUGA
Molecule: messenger RNA, 840 nt
Organism: Dracunculus medinensis (Guinea worm)
Lineage: Eukaryota; Metazoa; Nematoda; Chromadorea; Rhabditida; Dracunculidae
Source: the annotation of a GenBank genome assembly